Molecule: messenger RNA, 1608 nt
Organism: Acanthoscelides obtectus
Lineage: Eukaryota; Metazoa; Arthropoda; Insecta; Coleoptera; Chrysomelidae
Source: the annotation of a GenBank genome assembly
AUGGAGAACAUGAUGCAGGGCAAUAAGAUCAGACGAGUUGCAGCUACUCGCAUGAAUGAGAGGUCAUCUCGAUCACACACGAUUUUCCGGAUUAUUCUGGAGUCGAAAGAUGCCAAUCAGAAAGAUGGACCUGUACAUAUAAGCUACCUUAACUUAAUGGACUUAGCUGGUUCUGAGAGAGUUUCUCUGACGAAAGCUGCUGGUGAGCGUCUUAAAGAGGGGGCUAACAUAAACAAAUCUUUGUCAGUAUUAGGAAAUGUGAUAAGGCAACUAAGCGAGGGGAAGGAGUUUAUCAGUUAUCGCGAUUCGAAAUUGACUAGACUGCUCUCACAGGCUCUUGGCGAUGUAUAUGGAUCUGUAGUAAAACCUUUAGUCGAUUCCUUCAUGGAAGGUUUCAAUGCCACAAUAUUUGCAUAUGGCCAAACAUCUUCUGGCAAAACACACACCAUUUUGGGCAAUAAAACAGAUCCUGGGCUUUUCCAAUUAGUAUCCAAUCAGUUAUUCCAGCAUGUGGCAGACCAGGUUGAUAAGAGGUACUUGAUUAGAUGCAGUUAUAUUGAAAUCUACAAUGAAAAGAUCAAUGACCUCCUGGAUAAGAGCAAUCAGGGUUUAACUAUAAGAGAAGAUAUCAAAGGAAAUGUGCUGCUUGAUGCAAGGGAAGCUGUCGUAGACAAUGUUGAUAAAGUUAUGGAGAACAUGAUGCAGGGCAAUAAGAUCAGACGAGUUGCAGCUACUCGCAUGAAUGAGAGGUCAUCUCGAUCACACACGAUUUUCCGGAUUAUUCUGGAGUCGAAAGAUGCCAAUCAGAAAGAUGGACCUGUACAUAUAAGCUACCUUAACUUAAUGGACUUAGCUGGUUCUGAGAGAGUUUCUCUGACGAAAGCUGCUGGUGAGCGUCUUAAAGAGGGGGCUAACAUAAACAAAUCUUUGUCAGUAUUAGGAAAUGUGAUAAGGCAACUAAGCGAGGGGAAGGAGUUUAUCAGUUAUCGCGAUUCGAAAUUGACUAGACUGCUCUCACAGGCUCUUGGCGGUAAUGCCAAAUCAUUGAUUAUCGGGAAUGUUACUUUAGCUGCAGAGGAGGAGACUAGAUCUACACCAGAAUUCGCCCAAAGCACUAAAACUGUCAAAAAUAAAACGAAAGUAAACAUCUUGUCAGCUACAGAAGAGACACUUCAAGGAUAUCAGAACUUGACUCGCGAUCUCGAAACUCGGCUCAAAAAGCAGGCAAUUAAGCUAAAAGAGAUGGAUAAAAGCAAACAAGAGUAUCUGCUCGAGAUAGAAAGACUAAAAACGGAAGUAUCUAUUGUCGGGCGCUUUCAAAUGGGAGCCUCGGCAUCAACACCGAAAAAAACAUUAAGACGUCAUACUUUUGGACACUAUGGCAACGUAUCACCUAAAAAAGCAUCCCUAGGGUAUAUGCCAUUGAAAAAUUAUCCACCCAAAGAAGAAUCAUCCGGACGUGAAAUGAGGCCUAUUCAAGAAGAGACAUAUGAGGAGGCACUAGCCGAAGCAGAAUCUGUGAUAGCUGAAGACGUGCAAGUGUACUUAAAAGACAACGCAAAGAACUGGAAGAAUCUUUCAAUGAGCUUAGAGAAUUCACUAAACUAG